GAAUUGGAAUUGAAAUCGAGGAAUAUGGCUAUGUAAUCCGCUGCAUCGCAGUCGAAAAUGUGAAUAUAUCCUAAUUGCACAUUUUCCGAGCCAUUGUGCCCAACGAAUACGCGUAAUUACCAGCGGAAAAUUUCAUUUCAGUGAUUCGGAAACGAAAAAAUUCACGAAAUUUUUUAACGUUGAUUGUGUGCGGCGGCAUCGGCGCGUUCUAAAUAUAAAUAAUAAAAAAAAAAAAGAAAUCGCUUUCGGAAAAGUAUACUGCGCCCUAAUCCUACACACAGCACAAGUCCUGAAAAGCGCAAAGCCCCAUAUUCCCGGCCCAUGCCAAAGUUGCCCUGUUUUGCGGCUAAUUAUAUAGUGAGACCUGAGCAUGGAAAGAUCGCCAGCAGGCAAUGCCGCGGACGAGAAUGCCGUUGCAGUGGAACCUCCUGGCCAGGAUAGAGAGUCGUCCGAACGCCGACCACCCCGCAUCACAUUCAGCGAGAACUCCAGCUCCCUGAUCCGCUGCAUCCCCAACGAGCGCGCCACCUUCUUCGUAAAGAUCGACUGCGAUGAGAAGGAUGAGCAGGAACUGCUGCCCUUCAAAUUCGAAUGGAGCCGUGGUGAAGUUCCCAUCGAGAAUUCCGAUCGCUUCCGCAUCACGGCCACCAGCAAUGCCGUACAGCUGGCCGUGGAGCAUGUUCAGCGGGAGGACGCCGGCCACUACACGCUGUUCGCCAAGACGAAGAGCCAGGAUGUGGUGCGUCGGCACGUGGAACUCAUUGUGGAGGACAGAUCCACCGGCGACGAUCCACCAGUGUUCUUGCGACGCCUCGUCGAUCUCUCUGUAAAAGUGGGCACCCGUACACGUCUCCUCACUGAGAUCAAGAGCUCGACAGAUUUGAAGCUCACCUGGUAUCGAAAUGAUCGGCGGGUGUGUGCCAGUGAUCGUAUAACAGAGAUCAACGAGGGAACUUUCCACUACCUCGAGGUGAGUCCAGUGACCAUGGAAGAUGGCGGCCAGUGGAUGCUGAUGGCGGAGAACUAUGGCGGACGCAACUCCUGCCUGGGUACGCUAAACGUGCUGGUUCCUAAGGCGUACAAGACGCCGGAGUUUGUGGAGGAGCUGCGGGCUGUGCUCACGGAGCAGGGCACCGUUUCGCUGGAAUGCAAGGUAGUGGGUGUGCCCACGCCACAUCUGCGGUGGUUCAAGGACUCCAAAGAGAUCAAGGCCGGCGACAUCUUUGCCCUGACAGCCAAUGCCGAUGAUCCAACAAGCCUGGGCACGUAUACGUGCGAGGCGCGCAACUGCAUGGGCGUCACUUACUCCAGCUCCAAGGUGCAUGUGGUAGGACGUGGUAGCCGCGAGGGAUCUCUCAAGCCGGCGGAUAGCGUUGCUGCCAAUGCGCCGCCUCCGAUAUUCACGAACGAACUGCGCGACAUGAGCCUCCACAUCGGCGAGACUAUCAUUCUGGGCUGUCAAGUGGUGGUUCCGCCCUGGCCCAAAAGCGUUUGCUGGUACAAUACGGAAGGCCGUGUGGAGACCGCUGAGCGGUACAAGCUAAUCGAGGAUGGCCUGGGCGUUUACAUGAUCGAGGUGAAGCCUUCCGAGUCCUGCGAUGCCGGCGAAUGGAAGUGUGUGGUGACCAGCUUCGAUGGCAGUGUGGGCAUUUCAUCGUGUAACGUGGCAAUGGACAUUCCCAGGAACUAUCGCAAGCCCCGCUUCAUGGAGAGUCUUCGCGCCGUGCUCACCGAGGAGGGUCUCGUGUCCUUCGAGUGUAAAGUGGUAGGUUUUCCCACACCCUUGCUUAAAUGGUUUAAGGAUGGCCACGAAUUGAAGCCAGGCGACGUGUAUCAGCUGACGGGUACCAACUCAUUGGGCACCUAUUGCUGCAUAGCACGUAAUUGCAUGGGAGAGACCAGUAGCACCGCUGUCCUCACCGUGGAGGAUAUCCAAAACCAGCUGACCGACGAAGAGCGACUGGUGUUCACUAACCAAAACCAAAAUCAAGCCCCAAAGUUCCUUACCGGACUUAAGAGCACGGAUGCGAAGAUAAACGAACCUUUCCAGUUCAAGGUUGUGGUGAAGGCCACCCCAGAUCCCAUACUGUCCUGGUUUCGGGACGAGUUGCCCAUUGAUCCGAACGAACGAUACAAUCAUUAUCGCGGCGAAAACGAGGACUGGCUGUUGGACAUCAAGGCCGUUGAGUUUGUCGACCAGGCUGAGUGGAAGUGUGUGGCUGUCAACGAUUUUGGGACCAGCAUCACUUCCUGCUUCCUGAAGCUGCAGAUACCGCGUCACUAUAAGAAGCCCCGUUUUCUUGAAUGCCUCCGGGCGGUGCUUACCGAGGAGGGAGCCGUGAAUUUGGAGUGCAAGGUUAUCGGCGUCCCUCAACCGGCCUUGAAGUGGUACAAGGAUGGUGUGGAACUGAAGCCGGGUGAUAUACAUCGCAUCAUUUCGGGCCAGGAUGGCACCUGCUGUCUGGGCACCUACACCUGCGAGGCAAGGAAUUGUAUGGGUAUCGUCGCCAGCUCUGCCUCACUCCUGGGCUUUGAAGAUGCCCAAAGGAGUCAGCAGCAGAAGAACGAGGAACCGCGCGAGAACGAACUGCAGAGAAACUACUCGCUGUCCACCAUUCAGGAGGAGCGCACAUCCCAAAUGUAUGAAACACCCGUUGGCGACAUUACCAUCGAUGACAAGGGCGAUGUAUCCUUCUCCUUUGACGGCAAAGAGGUCUCCGUUUCACUUUACGAAACGCCCGAUCUCACUGAGGAAGAGGCCCUCAAGAUUGUGGAAAUGUAUGCUGAUCAGAUCUCGGAACAUGUGACUGAGCACAACAUUGUGGAGCUGCCGCCGCUCCGAUUUGUCAAAGAAACCUCGCAGUCGGGCAAGCUGCUGAUGGAGGCCGUGGUCAUUGACAUCUCACCCGAGUAUUUUACCGUAGAGGAGGAUAUGCGCACUGAGGCUGAUAUGGAUGACAUAUCCAUCACGGAGAUCACAGUGCACGGCUCAUCCGGCAGAGAGGGCAAAUUUGACAAGGAAACCGAGCAAUAUGUGCAGGAGUCCUUUGAGAAAAUGGAGGAGGAAUUGUCGCUAUCAGCACCAAUUCGAAAGCGGAAAAAGUCCAAGCCCACGGAGACAGAUGAAUUCUUUAGCCUGUCUAAGGCCUCAGGAUCGGGCAGCCAAGGUGAGGAGGAAACAUCGGACUUGCAGACCUUUGCCAGCGCCCAGAUGUCGGCAUCUCAAAAGGCACCUGUCGAAGCUCAAACCAGUUCGGAGAAGGACAAAGAGUCAGUGGCCCCGCCAAAGAGAAAGAAGUCGAAAAAACCGACAGACAGUGAUUCUUCGAAGACAACAGAAGACGAUGCCCGACUGCAAGACAUUUCUGGAGCCGUGGGAGAUGGACUUUUAGUGACACCAUCGUCGCACCCAAAAGCAGUUACCGAUGAAGCUGAAAUCAAUAAGAAUCUCAUGGCCCUGGUCCCCCUGGCAAAGCUGCUCAAGGUCAUUCAGAAUCAUCUAACAGCUGUCGAGAAUGAGGUCCUGGAGCAAUCCACCAUGAUGAUGACUCCGGCUGCAGCAGAUCAAAGCAUUGCCAUCAUUCGCAAUAUCAUAGAACCGAUCAAGCAAAUCGAAUCGAAACUUAGGGUCUACUCCGGGGAGUCACAGAUCGAUGCCCUUAUCCAAUCGAUGGACGAGGAUAUCCGCCGGCUGCACAUGGGCCUGCAGGUCAUUGAAAAGUGCGUGGAGAUUGACGAAACGGGAGCCACGCUCAUCCAGCGCACCAGUGUGUGCAUUAUCGACAGCGUGGCCGAUCAGAUGAAGCGAGCCCUGGAAGAGCUUAAGGUAGUCAGCAGGAAAUUUGAGUCUGAGUGCCUCCGUGCCCAAAUUGAGCUCACCGCUGAUGACAUUCAGCAGGGAUUGGAGAUCACGCAGGGCACAAUUAAGUCUCAGGCGCUUCUACAGGAAGCCCAAGAACUGGAGGCAGCCAAACACUUUUCCGAAGCUGUUGAGAAAAUGCAAGAAGUUCCGGACUCCGUAUCCUUUGCCACAAUUUCGGAGGCGAACUUGCCAAGUGAAGCGAGCGCUUUGAAAGAAAUUUGCCAGCCAGUGGCAAAGAUUCAGGAAGCACUGGAACGUGUGGAGAUGGAGUUGUCUUUGGAGGAUUCCGAGGAGCAGAUCUACAAGAAGGUGCACCAAAAAGUACUCGAGAGCAUUGUGGAGCCAAUUAAGCAGUUGCAGAGCACCCUGCAGUCCAUUGAAGACAAGACCGAAUCCCUGGCGGGUACCGAGUCAAUGGAACAGAAAAUAAACAUGGCCAUUCUUGAUAUUGUAACGCCUCCCCUUUUCGAGCUUAACAAGGGCUUGGAGGUCAUCCUCAACGAGAAAUCGGACAGCGUGGAGGGUGGCAUGCUCACAGUCAGCACCGUGGAAUCGAUGGUGCCACCUCUGCAGGAGAUUCAAAAUGGUCUGGCGCAGCUGGGCCAGGAUUUAGAGAGCGGACAGGCCUCAAUACCGAUGGAGGAUCACAGAUCCGAGCCUGGCUUGGAUGUUGCAGAUACCCAAAAACUUUUGCAGUCAUUUGCCCAGGCUGUAUUGCACUUUGAAACGAAUAUUGAAAGGAUUUCGCCCAGACUUUCAUCCAACGUUAAAAUCCGUUUACUUAAUCUGAAGGAUGAACUAUCAGCUUUAAUUAGCAGUAUUCUGGAAAAAGACAUUUCUAUUCAUCAUGUGGAUCUUCUUGAAAGACUAAAGCGUCCCGUAGAUGAGCUCAACUACUGUAUCCGGCAGACGGAGGUCAAGUCCAUGACCGGUUCUCUAGCCGAUCUUAUUGAGCCCUUGAGCAUGCUGCAGGAGAACACCCAGAAAGGCCACGGGGUGAUGCUAACAGCUCGGGAUCCCGACCAGCAAGCUCUGCACACCCUGGAGAAUAUACGCAGCAUUAUUCGAAACGCAGUCAUUGAUAUCGAGGAGCACGAGUUCAAGAUUUUGCAGCAGGAAAUACAGCAGGAUGAGGAGAAGGCUUCACAGCAGCAUGAUAAAUCUUUCAGUGCCCUUCGCAAGGUUCUUGAAACCAAGGUGUCUCUGGAGGAGGCCGUUGGCAACAUUGAAACGCUUCAGGAAACUCUGAAUAAAAUUAGCGAAAACGCAAAAGCAUCCGAAAAGGUAAAGAUAUCCGCCAAUGAAGCUCAAGUUUUCCUCUUGAGGAUCCUGCAAAUCGCCAAGGGACUGGCUACUUUUAGCGAGGCAGAGACAACUCUCGAUGUAAAUGAGGCGAAUACAACCAGAAUACUUUUCGAGUGUGGCAAAAGCUUUGCUGACUUGGCUAAAGCCCUGGACAGUCCAGCAACAACUCUGUCCGAUAAUCAAUUUUUGAAUGCUCUGAAUCAGUUUACUGACAUUGUGGAGCAGCAAAAGCCAUUAAUGGAGGAGAAGCUUUCCAUAGCAAGUCCCCUCUCAAGUCUGAUUCAUGUCCUUGAAAACCUGAAGCCCUCUAGAGCCUCAGUCGAAGACUUGUCGACUUUGGAUGACGUUUCAGUGCUUAAGUCAGCCGCAGAGUCUUUGCCCACAGAACCAGAAGUGGAACCCACCAGCGGCGAGCAACAAUUGUCCGUAGCUGUCCUGCUGUCCGACUUAAAUCAGGGGAUAACUUCGGUUCUCUCGCACUGCGAUGAUGCUGAUGUUGCCUCGUUAGCCGGCGUGGCCGCCCAGAAAGUACAAGAAGCCAUUGUCAAAAUGCAGGAACUGCAAAGUACCAUAGCUUUGGUUCAAGAAACUGCCCUUGUGGAAGCAGCACAACCUUUGUCAGAGGCUAGUCAACAAGGCACCUUCGCCGAGGCCGUAUGCAGCUUGGAGCAAUGUGUCCUUAACGUGGAGGAGUGUAUGGCCCACAGUGGCGUCGAGAGCCUUCCUGAACUUGAACUUUCGAAGCUCAAGACGCUGGCUACUCCACUCCGCGAAGUUAGGCAGUACUGCGAACAGAUUGAUAUGCAGGUGCUGGAAAAUGUAACUGAUUUAUCUACCCAGGAGGAUAUUUCUGACCUAAAGAGUGUUGGACACAAGCAAACUGUUUCGGACCAUAUUCAGGAGAUGGCUGUUGUAGAAGAGGAUGCGACGGUGGAGGUAUUCGACAUACAACAAGGUGUGGCAAGCGGCAUUAAACAGCUUGAGGCUUGUCUCGAGGUCACACAGACUGAUUCCAGCAAGGAACUCCAGAAAGUGGCCGAAAUCAUGGGGCAGCUAAAGUCAGAUUUACAGAAUAUUCAAACUGCUCUUGUCUCGGAAGGUGUUCAGCAGGAAACGGUCCUGGCCCAAGCGCAAAUAGCCCGCACUAUGUUUAAAUUAAAGGAAUCUCUGGUUCAUACUUAUGAGUCGGGAUUGGUGGACUCAUUGGAAAACGUUGAGAGUGCCUUUGAAGAUAUAUUGCUUUCUUUGCCAGUUCUAGAGACCCAGCUGGCACAGGAAAUGUUUGGAAAAAUUGCCAAGGCAUUUAAUAAUUUCAUUUUGUAUUGCGACCGCCCAGAAGCAGUUGAUCAUAAAAAGCUUUCAACUCUGAGGAAGCCUAUUGAAAAUCUACUUCAGUCUAUCGCAGCUGUAGCCGCUCACCCCACCGUUGACAUUGAUAAGUCUUCGGCGGUAAUUGUACAAUUACAGACCACCCUGAUGGCAGCUUUUCGCAGCCUAAAUGAAGUCAGCGAAAAGGUCAGCAAUGAAAUUUUGGGGGGACUCUUAAAGACGCAAAGUAGUUUAGUAACUGUAUUUGAUUUUAUUGAAAAUAAUGAUAGUACCAUUCGCGUUAUUGAACUGCUGCAAGAAAUGGAUUCCAUUACUGCGGAAUUAAAGGCUUUGUCUCAGAUUUCAGUUGAACCUACGGUGCCAAUAGAUAUAAGCGAAAUCAUUGAAAGCGUUUCGUCUGGCAAAGCCUUCCUCACCGAAAUCGAAGAGGGUCUUCAAGCUAAUAAUCCCCAGUGUCUCCUCUUGCUCGAUGAAAACACGGACGAUAUUACUCAGCUGGAGGCCAUACUUGUGCAAAUCGAGAAGGAAAUCCUUUCUCAACCCCAACUUACACAAAUAACAGCUAAACAAGUUACUCUCAUAGAUACUCUGCACCUGCAAAUAAAUAUUUUACAAGACAAGCUUAGUAAACUAAAUGUUUUCAUUGACGAGCUGCAAAAGCAACCGGAUAUUUCUUCUUCUGAGUCGGUUUUAGGUUCAGACUUUAAGACUGAAGAAAGUGCUGAAAGCCAAGAAGAUAUUGAACCAGAACCUAAGAGGGCUAAAGUUGUGGAAGCAGAAAUAGUUCCUACCACAAAAGUUUCAGAAUGUACAGAAAAUAAACAGCAAGCAGAGCAAUCUGAAGAAACGAAAGAUGCAUUUAAAAUAGAAUCCGAGGAGAUAUCGAAAUCAGAAAUCAAGGAAAUAAAUGAACAGAAGGUCAAGCAGGAAUUAUCAACAAAGGACUUAAUUAAAGAGUCAGAUUUGGAUAAUAAGAAAAUUAGUGAGGUUGAUAAGGAUUCUGCGCAAGAAAAGGACAAAGAAGAAUCAUCUAAGAUUAUUGCUCCAAAGAGUUCUCCAGAAGCAAUUUUAGAGACGUUAACCGAAAGAUUAUCAGACUUAUCCCAAGCACUUGGUAGCGACACAGAGAACGAAACAAUGAAGAUUGUUAUUGCAGAAAGUCAAGAUAUUAUCGAAAAUAUGAACGACUGCAACAAAGUGUCCAAAUCAAUAUUUAAAUUAAGAGAGCACAUAGUUCACACUUAUGAUGGAAAGGCUCCAGAGGAGCAGUCGGACAAAGAACUUGUCGAAGCAUUUAUUGAGUCUCUCUUCGAUGCCUUCCCUGAAGCAUCUCAACAAAUAAGUCAAAAUUAUGUAAAAGAAAUUAAAACCAACGUGAUUUUAACUAAAGCAGCAAUUCAGCUAAUUGACGACCAACACAUGUCUAUAAAACCAUCUUCCCUAGUGCCAAAAUUGGUUAAUCUGGAAAGUAUUUCCGAAAAAAUUCAAUUCGAUCAACAUGUCGAUAAGUCAUCUGAAAAAAUGAUCAGCUUGCAACAAAACCUUAUGGAUAUUUUCAUUAUUCUUGAUGACCUUGUAGACGAAAACAUGGGGAAUAUUAAGCAAAAAAUAGAGGAAACCAAAACCUUAUUGCUUAGUGAAUAUGACUACAUUGAGAAAGUUCAGGGGGCACUAAAUACUGCAGUCAUACAAGGAAAAGUUCAAGUUAUUACGCAGAAGAUUCUUAAUAUUUCUGAAGAAUUAAAAGAUAUUCUUGGAAAUCAAAGUCAACACAAAGACACUGUUGAUCAGGGAAUAUCAUUAGAGAAGCAAUCUUUGGAGGAACAACAACUUGAAGCUCACACUCAAAAAGCAGAUGAAAGGAAUAUCGACCAGGAAACUGAGAAGAGGGAAGUUUCUGUGACUACCGCGGAAGAGAUAUCUCAAGAGCAAAUUGAUGAAACAAAGAAGCCUGAGGUAACGGAAACUGAAUCCAAACCUGAGCAAGCUAAAGCUUUGGAGAAGCAAUCUCUUGAGGAGCAACAACUGGAAGCUAAAACGCAGGAGCCAGACGAGAAGGAUGUCGCCAAGAAGUCCGAGCAGGGAGAAGUUUCUCAGGUCACUGCCGAACAGAUUUCUGCAGAGAAGAUUGAGGAAGCCAUUAAGGCAGAGACAAAAGAAACGGCUGCUAAGGCUGAACAAGCUAAGGCUUUGGAGAAGCAAUCCCUUGAGGAGCAACCACUGGAAGCUAAAACGCAGAAGCCAGACGAGAAGGAUGUCGCCAAGAAGUCCGAGCAGGGAGAAGUUUCUAAGGUCACUGCGGAGAAGAUUUCUGAAGAGAAGAUUGAGGAGGCCACAAAGGCAGAGACAAACGAGCCGGCUGCUAAGGCUGAACAAGCUAAGGCUUUGGAGAAGCAAUCCCUUGAGGAGCAACAACUGGAAGCUAAAACGCUGAAGCCAGACGAGAAGGAUGUCGCCAAGAAGUCCGAGCAGGGAGAAGUUUCUGAGGUCAUUGCCGAACAGAUUUCUGAAGAGAAGAUUGAGGAGGCCACAAAGGCAGAGACAAAGGAAACGGCUGCUAAGGCUAAACAAGCUAAGGCUUUGGAGAAGCAAUCCCUUGAGGAGCAAAAACUGGAAGCUAAAACGCAGAAGCCAGACGAGAAGGAUGUCGCCAAGAAGUCCGAGCAGGGAGAAGUUUCUGAGGUCACUGCGGAGAAGAUUUCUGAAGAGAAGAUUGAGGAGGCCACAAAGGCAGAGACAAAGGAAACGGCUGCUAAGGCUGAACAAGCUAAGGCUUUGGAGAAGCAAGCCCUUGAGGAGCAAAAACUGGAAGCUAAAACGCAGAAGGCAGACGAGAAGGAUGUCGCCAAGAAGUCCGAGCAGGGAGAAGUUUCUGAGGUCACUGCCGAACAGAUUUCUGCAGAGAAGAUUGAGGAAGCCAUUAAGGCAGAGACAAAAGAAACGGCUGCUAAGGCUGAACAAGCUAAGGCUUUCGAGAAGCAAUCCCUUGAGGAGCAACAACUGGAAGCUAAGACGCAGAAGCCAGACGAGAAGGAUGUCGCCAAGAAGUCCGAGCAGGGAGAAGUUUCUGAGGUCACUGCGGAGAAGAUUUCUGAAGAGAAGAUUGAGGAGGCCACAAAGGCAGAGACAAAGGAAACGGCUGCUAAGGCUGAACAAGCUAAGGCUUUGGAGAAGCAAUCCCUUGAGGAGCAAAAACUGGAAGCUAAAACGCAGAAGGCAGACGAGAAGGAUGUCGCCAAGAAGUCCGAGCAGGGAGAAGUUUCUGAGGUCACUGCCGAACAGAUUUCUGAAGAGAAGAUUGAGGAGGCCACAAAGGCAGAGACAAAGGAAACGGCUGCUAAGGCUGAACAAGCAAAGGCUUUGGAGAAGCAAGCCCUUGAGGAGCAACAACUGGAAGCUAAAACGCUGAAGCCAGACGAGAAGGAUGUCGCCAAGAAGUCCGAGCAGGGAGAAGUUUCUGAGGUCACUGCGGAGAAGAUUUCUGAAGAGAAGAUUGAGGAGGCCACAAAGGCAGAGACAAAGGAAACGGCUGCUAAGGCUGAACAAGCUAAGGCUUUGGAAAAGCAAACCCUUGAGGAGCAACAACUGGAAGCUAAAACGCAGAAGCCAGACGAGAAGGAUGUCGCCAAGAAGUCCGAGCAGGGAGAAGUUUCUGAGGUCACUGCGGAAAAGAUUUCUGAAGAGAAGAUUGAGGAGGCCACAAAGGCAGAGACAAAAGAAACGGAUGCUAAGGCUGAACAAGCUAAGGCUUUGGAAAAGCAAACCCUUGAGGAGCAACAACUGGAAGCUAAAACGCAGAAGCCAGAUGAGAAGGAUGUCGCCAAGAAGUCCGAGCAGGGAGAAGUUUCUGAGGUCACUGCGGAGAAGAUUUCUGAAGAGAAGAUUGAGGAGGCCAUAAAGGCAGAGACAAAAGAAACGGAUGCUAAGGCUGAACAAGCUAAGGCUUUGGAAAAGCAAACCCUUGAGGAGCAAAAACUGGAAGCUAAAACGCAGAAGCCAGACGAGAAGGAUGUCGCCAAGAAGUCCGAGCAGGGAGAAGUUUCUGAGGUCACUGCGGAAAAGAUUUCUGAAGAGAAGAUUGAGGAGGCCAUAAAGGCAGAGACAAAAGAAACGGAUGCUAAGGCCGAACAAGCUAAGGCUUUGGAAAAGCAAACCCUUGAGGAGCAACAACUGGAAGCUAAAACGCAGAAGCCAGAUGAGAAGGAUGUCGCCAAGAAGUCCGAGCAGGGAGAAGUUUCUGAGGUCACUGCGGAGAAGAUUUCUGAAGAGAAGAUUGAGGAGGCCACAAAGGCAGAGACAAAAGAAACGGAUGCUAAGGCUGAACAAGCUAAGGCUUUGGAAAAGCAAACCCUUGAGGAGCAAAAACUGGAAGCUAAAACGCAGAAGCCAGACGAGAAGGAUGUCGCCAAGAAGUCCGAGCAGGGAGAAGUUUCUGAGGUCACUGCGGAAAAGAUUUCUGAAGAGAAGAUUGAGGAGGCCACAAAGGCAGAGACAAAAGAAACGGAUGCUAAGGCUGAACAAGCUAAGGCUUUGGAAAAGCAAACCCUUGAGGAGCAAAAACUGGAAGCUAAAACGCAGAAGCCAGACGAGAAGGAUGUCGCCAAGAAGUCCGAGCAGGGAGAAGUUUCUGAGGUCACUGCGGAAAAGAUUUCUGAAGAGAAGAUUGAGGAGGCCAUAAAGGCAGAGGCGAAAGAAACGGCUGCUAAGGCUGAACAAGCUAAGGCUUUGGAGAAGCAAUCCCUUGAGGAGCAACAACUGGAAGCUAAAACGCAGAAGCCAGACGAGAAGGAUGUCGCCAAGAAGUCCGAGCAGGGAGAAGUUUCUGAGGUCACUGCCGAUCAGGUUUCUGAAGAGAAGAUUGAGGAGGAUCAAGAACCAUCCCAAGAAGAUUUGGUUAAGAUUUUGAAACACGUUUUCGCUGAGUUGGCCGCUGCGAUAAACAGCGGCAGUAAAAAGAACGACCUAAACUUGAUUGUAGCUGAUUGUCGAGAUAUUAUUAAUAAUCUUAAAGAUAUAGAUGAGGUCUCCAAUUUUAUAUUUAAAUUGAAAGGUCAUAUAGUGCACACGUAUGAUGAAAAGUCAAGCGAAGAUAAAAAGUACAAAGAGCUUUUCGAGUCUUUCAUGGAAUCCCUUUUAGAGGCAUGCCCAGCCGCGGCUGAAAGAGUAAUGCAAAACUAUGUUAAAGAAAUUAAAACGAAUGUGAUUUUAACCAAAGCCGCAAUUCAACUUAUUGAUGACAGCAACAUGUUUACCAAGCCAUCUUUACUGGUCCCUAAACUGGGUAACCUGGAGAAAAUUUCAGUUAAAAUUCAGGCCGAGCGACACGUUGACAAAUCAUCGGAGAGAAUGAUAAGUUUGCAACAGAAUUUAAUGGAUAUUUUCGUCAUUCUUGACGAUCUCUUAGACGAAAAGACUGCAAUAUUGAAACCACAAAUUGAAGCAAUCAAGACAAUAGUGCUAAAUGAAUACGACUAUAUUGAGAAGAGCCAGAGCCAACUGCAUACUGUGGUGAUCAAUGGCAAAAUUAAAACUGUAACGCACAAGAUUCUUGAUAUUUGCGAAGACUUAAAUAACCUAAUUGGAAGCUCGAAUCAAAACAAGGUGAAAGCUGAUUUAGAGGCGGUUGAUCUUGAUACGUCUUUGGAAAAACAAACUAUCGAAGAACAAAAAUUGGAAGCUGAGAAACAAAAACAUGCUGAGCAAGAUGUUAAGAAGAAAUCCGAAAAGGCAGAAGUUUCUGAGGUUCCUGCAGAAAAGAUUUCUGAAGAAAAGCUUGAAGAAGCCAAAAAGGCUGAGGUAAAGGAUGCUGAAUCUAAGGCAAAGAAAGCAAAGGCUUUGGAGAAACAAACUCUCGAAGAACAGAAAUUGGAAGCUGAGAAACAAAAACAAGCUGAGCAAGAUAUUAAGAAGAAGUCCGAAAAGGCAGAAGUUUCUGAGAUUCCUGCAGACAAGAUAUCCGAAGAAAAGGUUGAAGAAGCCAAGAAGCCUGAGGUAAAGGAUGCUGAAUCUAAGGCAAAGAAAGCAAAGGCUUUGGAGAAACAAACUCUCGAAGAACAGAAAUUGGAAGCUGAGAAACAAAAACAAGCUGAGCAAGAUAUUAAGAAGAAGUCCGAAAAGGCAGAAGUUUCUGAGAUUCCUGCAGACAAGAUAUCCGAAGAAAAGGUUGAAGAAGCCAAGAAGCCUGAGGUAAAGGAUGCUGAAUCUAAGGCAAAGAAAGCAAAGGCUUUGGAAAAACAAACUCUCGAAGAACAGAAAUUGGAAGCUGAGAAACAAAAACAAGCUGAGCAGGAUAUCAAGAAGAAGUUAGAAAAGGCAGAAGUUUCUGAGGUUCCUGCGGAAAAUAUAUCCGAAGAAAAGGUUGAAGAAGCCAAGAAGCCUGAGGUAAAGGAUGCUGAAUCUAAGGCAAAAAAAGCAAAGGCUUUGGAGAAACAAACUCUUGAAGAACAAAAAUUGGAAGCUGAGAAACAAAAACAUGCUGAGCAAGAUGUCAAGAAGAAAUCCGAAAAGGCAGAAGUUUCUGAGGUUCCAGCAGAAAAGAUAUCCGAAGAACAGGUUGAAGAAGCCAAGAAGCCUGAGGUGAAGGAUGCUGAAUCUAAGGCAAAGAAAGCAAAGGCUUUGGAAAAACAAACUCUCGAAGAACAGAAAUUGGAAGCUGAGAAACAAAAACAAGCUGAGCAGGAUAUCAAGAAGAAAUCCGAAAAGGCAGAAGUUUCUGAGGUUCCUGCAGAAACAAAAUCCGAAGAAAAGGUUGAAGAAGCCAAGAAGCCUGAGGUAAAGGAUGCUGAAUCUAAGGCAAAAAAAGCAAAGGCUUUGGAGAAACAAACUCUUGAAGAACAAAAAUUGGAAGCUGAGAAACAAAAACAUGCUGAACAAGAUGUCAAGAAGAAAUCAGAGAAGGGAGAAGUUUCUGAGGUUCCUGCAGAAAAGAUUUCCGAAGAAAAGGUUGAAGAAGCCAAGAAGCCUGAGGUAAAGGAUGCUGAAUCUAAGGCAAAGAAAGCAAAGGCUUUGGAAAAACAAACUCUCGAAGAACAAAAAUUGGAAGCUGAGAAACAAAAACAAGCUGAGCAGGAUGUCAAGAAGAAGCCAGAGAAGGGAGAAGUUGCUGAGGUUACUGCAGAAAAGAUAUCCGAAGAAAAGGUUGAAGAAGCCAAGAAGCCUGAGGUGAAGGAUGCUGAAUCUAAGGCAAAGAAAGCAAAGGCUUUGGAGAAACAAACUCUCGAAGAACAGAAAUUGGAAGCUGAGAAACAAAAACAAGCUGAGCAAGAUAUUAAGAAGAAGUCCGAAAAGGCAGAAGUUUCUGAGAUUCCUGCAGAAAAGAUAUCCGAAGAACAGGUUGAAGAAGCCAAGAAGCCUGAGGUAAAGGAUGCUGAAUCUAAGGCAAAGAAAGCAAAGGCUUUGGAGAAACAAACUCUCGAAGAACAGAAAUUGGAAGCUGAGAAACAAAAACAAGCUGAGCAAGAUAUUAAGAAGAAAUCCGAAAAGGGAGAAGUUUCUGAGGUUCCUGCAGAAAAGAUAUCCGAAGAAAAGGUUGAAGAAGCCAAGAAGCCUGAGGUGAAGGAUGCUGAAUCUAAGGCAAAGAAAGCAAAGGCUUUGGAGAAACAAACUCUUGAAGAACAGAAAUUGGAAGCUGAGAAACAAAAACAAGCUGAGCAAGAUGUCAAGAAGAAAUCCGAAAAGGCAGAAGUUUCUGAGGUUCCAGCAGAAAAGAUAUCCGAAGAACAGGUUGAAGAAGCCAAGAAGCCUGAGGUGAAGGAUGCUGAAUCUAAGGCAAAGAAAGCAAAGGCUUUGGAAAAACAAACUCUCGAAGAACAGAAAUUGGAAGCUGAGAAACAAAAACAAGCUGAGCAGGAUAUCAAGAAGAAAUCCGAAAAGGCAGAAGUUUCUGAGGUUCCUGCAGAAACAAAAUCCGAAGAAAAGGUUGAAGAAGCCAAGAAGCCUGAGGUAAAGGAUGCUGAAUCUAAGGCAAAGAAAGCAAAGGCUUUGGAGAAACAAACUCUCGAAGAACAGAAAUUGGAAGCUGAGAAACAAAAACAAGCUGAGCAGGAUAUCAAGAAGAAGUUAGAAAAGGCAGAAGUUUCUGAGGUUCCUGCGGAAAAUAUAUCCGAAGAAAAGGUUGAAGAAGCCAAGAAGCCUGAGGUAAAGGAUGCUGAAUCUAAGGCAAAGAAAGCAAAGGCUUUGGAGAAACAAACUCUUGAAGAACAGAAAUUGGAAGCUGAGAAACAAAAACAUGCUGAGCAAGAUGUCAAGAAGAAAUCCGAAAAGGCAGAAGUUUCUGAGGUUCCAGCAGAAAAGAUAUCCGAAGAACAGGUUGAAGAAGCCAAGAAGCCUGAGGUGAAGGAUGCUGAAUCUAAGGCAAAGAAAGCAAAGGCUUUGGAAAAACAAACUCUCGAAGAACAGAAAUUGGAAGCUGAGAAACAAAAACAAGCUGAGCAGGAUAUCAAGAAGAAAUCCGAAAAGGCAGAAGUUUCUGAGGUUCCUGCAGAAACAAAAUCCGAAGAAAAGGUUGAAGAAGCCAAGAAGCCUGAGGUAAAGGAUGCUGAAUCUAAGGCAAAGAAAGCAAAGGCUUUGGAGAAACAAACUCUUGAAGAACAGAAAUUGGAAGCUGAGAAACAAAAACAUGCUGAGCAAGAUGUCAAGAAGAAAUCCGAAAAGGCAGAAGUUUCUGAGGUUCCAGCAGAAAAGAUAUCCGAAGAACAGGUUGAAGAAGCCAAGAAGCCUGAGGUGAAGGAUGCUGAAUCUAAGGCAAAGAAAGCAAAGGCUUUGGAAAAACAAACUCUCGAAGAACAGAAAUUGGAAGCUGAGAAACAAAAACAAGCUGAGCAAGAUAUUAAGAAGAAGUCCGAAAAGGCAGAAGUUUCUGAGAUUCCUGCAGAAAAGAUAUCCGAAGAAAAGGUUGAAGAAGCCAAGAAGCCUGAGGUACAGGAUGCUGAAUCUAAGGCAAAGAAAGCAAAGGCUUUGGAGAAACAAACUCUCGAAGAACAGAAAUUGGAAGCUGAGAAACAAAAACAUGCUGAGCAAGAUGUCAAGAAGAAAUCCGAAAAGGCAGAAGUUUCUGAGGUUCCAGCAGAAAAGAUAUCCGAAGAACAGGUUGAAGAAGCCAAGAAGCCUGAGGUGAAGGAUGCUGAAUCUAAGGCAAAGAAAGCAAAGGCUUUGGAGAAACAAACUCUCGAAGAACAGAAAUUGGAAGCUGAGAAACAAAAACAAGCUGAGCAAGAUAUUAAGAAGAAGUCCGAAAAGGCAGAAGUUUCUGAGAUUCCUGCAGAAAAGAUAUCCGAAGAACAGGUUGAAGAAGCCAAGAAGCCUGAGGUAAAGGAUGCUGAAUCUAAGGCAAAGAAAGCAAAGGCUUUGGAAAAACAAACUCUCGAAGAACAGAAAUUGGAAGCUGAGAAACAAAAACAAGCUGAGCAGGAUAUCAAGAAGAAGUCCGAAAAGGGAGAUGUUUCUGAGGUUGCUGCAGAAAAGAUAUCCGAAGAAAGGAUUGAAGAAGCCGAGAAACUUGUAAGUGAAGAAAGAGAACAGAAAGCAGGGUCUGUGAAACAGGCAGAAAAGGACGUAAAGAGAAAGUCAAAGAAGGGGACUGAAGAUAAAUCGGAACAAGAGAAGCCUGUGGAUAAACCAUCACCGGAAAAACAGCCAUUGAAAGCCAAGUCCAAAAACCGUGCUGAUAAGGAUGAAUUGGCAAAGGCGGAGGAUUUGGUUUCUUCUCGUAUCCAUGAAGAACCAUCAACUACGGCUGUCACUGUAACUGACAAGAAAGCAAAGGCCUUGAAAGAUGAAAGCGAACAACCAGAAUUCGUUAAUGAAAAGAAGCCUGCAGAGACAAAACCAAUCGACGGAGAGCCGACCGUUAAGAAACCCCAAUUGCCAACCAAAGAAACCGAAGAUGAAUUCGUUAUGAAGCAACCCGAACAGAGAAUUCAGAGAUCUGAACACUUGGCUGAUUCGGUUAUCCUGCAGACAUACAAAUCCAUGGAUUCGGAGUACAAGAACCGAAAGGAGUCGCGCAGUGCCAAGCGCAAGCCCACAGUGGACAUUCAAUUAACCAACCGGAACACGGCCUCGGGUAGCGACCUCAAGCUGACAUGCGGUCUAUCGGGUCACGAUAUGAACGUGCAAUGGUUCAAGCAGAACAGCCACAGUCCCAUCGAGAACGAUGCCAAGUACAGGAGAACAUUGAACGACGGACUAUCAUGCCUUGAAAUUAAAUCGGCCGAAGUGAGUGACUCUGGCAUUUAUCGCUGCAUAGCGUCCAAUCAAAAUGGAGAAGUCGAAACUAGCUGUCUUGUGACUAUAUACGAAGCACCUUCAAGCAAAUUUGGCACUCCUCCAAUAUUUACACGCAACAUUCGAGAGUACUACCAUUUGCGCGAUGACGAGCUGACCAUCGAGUGCCACGUUCACGGCGUUCCCCGUCCCGUGAUCACCUGGUGGCGCGGCGCCUUCCAGGUGAAGGCCAGCUACAAGUUCACGAUCCUGGAGGAGGCUCACGGUGUGUGCAAGCUGCUGAUCUACAAGCCAGGCAACAAGGAUGGCGGUAUAUACACGCUCAAGGCCUUUAAUUCCAGUGGAGAGGCUCAGAUCAAUCACACCGUGGAGGUGGCCAAGAAUCUGCACUACCAUGUGCCCGGCAUCUUCCAUGCCCGCGACAAGAUCCAGCUAGACAGCUUGAAGCAGGCCAAGAAGGCUAUGGAGGCGGCCCUUAAAUCGAAGGCCGAGUCCGACCAGAAGCGAGCAGAUGCCGAGGCCGAGCAGCAGCGGCUGCGUCCAGUCCGGGCUUCUCCAGAGCCCUUAGUGCCGGCCAAGCAGAAGCUCUCGUUUGCCACCCAGCUGCGUGAUCGCAUGGCGCUCGAGGGAUCCACCAUUAAGUUUGUGGCAACGGUAAUUGGACCCCAGCCCAACACACGCUGGAUGAAGGACGACAAGUGGGUGGUGGUGGGCGGCAACAUCAAGAAUUUGUCGGAGGAGGGCAAGGCCAUACUUGAGAUCGCCGACGUCACCCCUGCCGACUCGGGCGUCUACAAGUGUGUGGCUAAGAACGAUCUUAGCGAGAUCGAGACCUCCUGCUACUUUAAGGUUUACACGGCGCAGGCGGAUGGCGACGAAUCGGAGCCCAUAUUCGCCCUGCCACUGCGAGAUGUGUACCAUGCCUCGCAAAAUGAUCUGAUUCUCGACACGAAGGUGCGCGGCAAUCCCCGGCCGGUGAUCUCGUGGACCAAGGACCAGAUACCCAUCGUGCUCGACGAUCGUGUGGUGCAGAUCGAGCACUUGGAUGGCAUCUGCGAGCUGAUCAUCAACAAGCCGACGAUCAAUGACAACGGAAUCUAUGUUUGCACCGCCAAGAGCAAGCUGGGCACUCAGUCGACCACCCACACGGUUGUGGUCGACACCACCCAUACCUCGAGGCGAUCGAGCAUUCUGUCUGCUAUUGCCAUGCAGGAAGGAGGUGAGCCAGCUGAGGGCGGCGGCGGCAGUGGCGGCAAGGCCAAGGCCAGGAGGAAGAAGAAGGACGACGACGCUGAGGGCGGCGGUGGUGACGGUGAGGGUGGCUAUGAGCGCCGCAGCCGUAUGCCGGAUCCCUCGCCCAAGCAAAUGCUGUACUUCACGGUCAAUCUGUCCAAUCGGUAUGUGGCCGAGGGCUCCAAGGUCAAGUUACAGGCCGUGAUCGGUGGCCCGGAGCCCAUUAUCAAGUGGCAAAAGGAUGACCAGAAUGUCACCUAUGGACCACGCAUCCGUAACAUGAAUCGUGACAGCUUGGCGGUGCUGGAGUUCGUUAAUGCCCAGGCGGAGGACUCGGGCACUUACUCCAUUAUUGCCCAGAACGAGUUCUGCAAGAUCACCACCUCGGCCCUGCUGCAUGUGUACCAGCCAAAGGUCAACACGGAUGUGCAGCCCGUCUUUAUACGCUCUCUGAAAGAAACCUAUCAUCUUAACACCAACGAGUUGAUCCUGGAGACAGCCGUGCGUGGCCAGCCAACGCCCGAGGUUCAGUGGUUCAAGGACAGCGUGGAGAUCCAGAGCGGUGGUCGUUACCAGCUCAUCGAGCAUCAAGAUGGAACCUGUGAGCUCAUCAUCGAUCGGCCGGACAACAAGGACUCUGGCAAAUAUGUGCUCAAGGCCGAGAGCCGCGCCGGCAAGAUGGAGAUCUCCCACUAUGUGCUCUUCGAGGGCAAGGCCCAUCACAUUGCGGACAACAUCCAUGGCGUCUUCCAUGCGGACAAGAGCCUGCUGCGCCCCAAGGAGGUGGAGAAGCCCGUUGAGAAGAAGCCAGCGGCUGCCGCAGCUCCUGAGGCCGAAUCGGAAGCUGAGGAGGGAGGAAAGGGCAAGCGACGUCCUAAGAAGGACGACGAAGCGGAUUCAUCCUCCGCCUACGCCACCGACUAUGCCUCUGAUACGGCCAGUUUGUCCAGCAAGCGUCGCGAGAAGAACAUCGCCAUCCACUUCAGCACCUCGAUGAGGGAUCGUGUCGUGGCCGAGGGAUCCAAGGUGAAGAUUUCGUGCUUCCUGGACGCCAAGGAGCCGCAGGUCAAAUGGUUCAAGGACGGCGAGCAGAUCCAAAACAGUCCCAAGAUCAGGGGCCGCUACAGCGAGGGUCUGUGCCUGCUGGAGAUCAUGAGCGCUACGGCCGAGGACAAUGGCGAGUACAAGUGCUGGGGUCGCGACGAGACAGGCGAGGCCUCCACCUCGUGUCGCCUGGAAGUAUACGAGGAUCCGGGCACCGGUGAUGUGCCACCCACCUUUACGCGCAACAUCAAGGAUACGCUGCACGGCAAGAUCAACGAGUUGCAGCUGGAUGUCCAUGUGCGUGGUCUGCCCACACCCUCGGUUACGUGGGUGAAGGACGGCGUGAAGGUGGAGAAUAGCGACAAGUACCAGCAGGUGGACCACGAUGACGGCACCUGCGAGCUGUUCAUCAGCAACCCGAAGCCCUCGGACAGCGGCAAGUACGUGUGCCAGGCCGAGAAUCGUGAGGGCAAGACGGAAAUCGUCCACGUUAUAACUGUGGAGCCGCGAGUUCGGGUACCGCGCCACUCUCCGCCCAGGGAGGGCAGGCCACCGCGUCCGGCUGGAGGCGAUGAGGAGGCACCGGCAGCCGGUGAAGAAGGCGCCGCCGCGGAGGGCGAAGGCGGCGAGGGCGGAGAGGGUGCUGCUGCCGGUGGCGAGAAGCGUCGCCGGAAGCCUAAGCCCGACGAGGAGGAGCAGGGCAGUUCCAGGCGUGAGGUGCCACCACCACCGGAUCUAAGGAAGCGCCUAUACUUCAGGAACUUCCUUUCAAACCGCACGGUCAAGUCGGGCAGCAAUGUCAAGUGGAUGGUCAACAUUGAUGGACCGGAGCCAACGGCCAAGUGGUUCCAUGGCGACCAGCCGAUAGCCUUUGGUCCCAAGAGCAAGAUGUCCAUGCAGGAUGGCAUCGCCUGGCUGAAUCUUGUGGGGGUAACGGAGGAGGAGGCCGGCGAGUAUACGUUGCGGGUGAGGGGUUCGGAGAACGAAAUCGUGAGCACUUGCAACCUGUUUGUGUACAGCACGGGCAAGCCGGAGGUUAUUUCGCCCACCUUUGUAGUGGGCAUUAAAGACACAUAUUCUCUCAACGAGAAUGAGUUGGUUCUGGAUUGCCGCGUACGUGGCCAGCCCCGUCCCGAGAUCGAGUGGAUGAAGGGCAACGAGAUCAUCUCCAACGAUGAGAAGUACAAACUAACCGACCAGGCCGAUGGCUAUGCCAAGCUGGUGAUCAACAAUCCCACGGAGAAGGACUCGGGCAUCUACUCGUGCGUGGCCCGCAACGAGGGAGCCGAGAACAAGAUCUCCCAUCAGGUGGACUUCAAGGGCCGCCAGCACUACUCGCUGGAGAAGACGCACGGCUUCUUCCAUCGCGAUCCGAAUAAGCCGCACUUCCUGCUGCCCCUGGGCAACCAGACGGUCUGCAAGGGAGGCACCGUGGCCAUUUCGGCGGAAUUCAUGCAGACCAGCACGCCCAUUGAGGUGAAAUGGUACCGCGAUCGCCAGGCGGUGGAUGGACCCAAUGUCAAGACCCUGGCUGAUCGUGGCGUCUACACACUGACUAUAAUGAAUGCCUUGCCUGAGAUCGAGGGCACCUACACGUGCCGGGCCUCGAACGCUUUUGGUCGCAUCGAGUCGCAUGCCAACAUAGAUGUCUCCAUGGCCGAGACCAAGGACGAGCGUCCGCCGCUGUUCCUUUCGCGACCGGACACUGAGAUGAAGAUCGCCGUGGGUGAUCCGUUCUCUUUAUCUUUCCGCAUUGGCGGGGAUCCGAAACCGAAGCUCACAUUCAUGAAGGGCACCAAGGACAUCACUCAGUCGGACCGGGUCAGCAAAGAGGUGUCGGAUGACUACACCAGAUUCACAGUGCAGCAAGCCCAGAUCUCCGACUCUGGCACCUACUUUGUGGUGGCCCGCAACAACUUUGGCACUGACAGGAUAUUCGUCACUGUAACGGUAAACCCGCGCGCUCGCUCCGCCACGCCAUCGCAACCACGCUGGGGCCUUCCCCUGGAUAGUUACAGCGACACUUCGUACUUCAGAGAUCCCCCGGGUUGCAUUUCCACGGAGCCCCUGGUCGUUGACUCCGGACCCACGCACAUCUCGCUGUCGUGGGGCAAGCCGGUUAGUGCCAACUCUGCCCCGGUGAUUGCCUACAAGGUGGAGGCCUGGGUGGUGGGCCAUGAGGGCGGUGCCUACUGGCGAGAGCUGGGCCUUACGCCCAUCAACUCGUUCGAUGCCUUCAACCUGAAGCCCAACCUGGAGUAUCACUUCCGGGUGACGCCCAAAAACCGCUAUGGCUGGGGACCCACGGUCCAGACCAGCUCUGCUUUGCAAGUGGGCGGCGUCGAGUGUCUGCCCGAGUUCGUCAAAAUCCUGCCGGGUCAGGCGAAGGCUCUGCUGGGCUCAUCCUUCACCCUGCAGUGCAAUAUGCGCGGAGCGCCUCGGCCGCAGGUCACCUGGUUCAAGGAUGGCAUUCAGCUGAGCAGCAGCUCGGAGCGGGUUAAGAUCCGUCAGAUCGGUUCCACCUGUGCUCUGACUAUUGCCACCGUCAGCGAGCUGGAUUCGGGUCGCUACACCUGCGAGGCAACCAACUCCAAGGGCAGGGUCUCCACGUUUGCCCGCCUCCAAGUCGUGGCCGAUUCGAGGAUCUACGAGGCUGAUUCGCGUCUAAAGGAGAUCGCUCAUGGACGUAACGUGGCCGAUGUGGGCGACUCUCUACCCAUUUUCACCAUGCGCCUGCGCGAUCGUCGUGUCCAGUUCACCUAUCCGGUGCGUCUUACCUGCCAGAUCGUUGGUUAUCCCGUGCCCGAGAUCCUGUGGUACAAGGACGAUCAGCUCAUCCAUGCCGAUAGGAAGCAUCUCAUCAGCUCCGAGGGACAGUUCUUCACGCUGGAGAUAGCGGCCACAACGCUGGACGACAGCGGCACCUACACCUGCCUGGCCAAGAAUGAACUGGGCUCGGUGUCCUGUCACUGCACCCUGGUGGUGGACAAGGGCAUUCGGGCUUAUAUCUCGCCGGACUUUUAUGUACCCUUGGAUCCCUUCUACAUAUUCCGCGAGGGCUCUGAGAUACGUCUCUCCACGAAAGUGGAGGCCUAUCCUGCCGUGGGCGUCACCUGGCAUCGGAAUGGCAUGCGCCUGAGGCCGAGCCGUCGCCUGACAGCCACUUUGGACUCGAAUGGCUAUGUGGAACUAAUCAUUGCCGAGGCCACCUUACGAGAUGCGGGAAUCUAUGUGUGUGUUGCCUCCAACGUGGUCGGCAAGGUGGAAACUAUCUGCCGGGUGGCCAUCGAGGAGGAGCUGAACAAGAUAGCAACGCCGCAACGAUCCCUGGAUAUUCCCAUCAUCAAGACUGACGACCUGCCGUACUCCAAGGAGCCCCUGUUUGUGGUCAAGCCCCGUUCCAGCGAAGCCUACGAGGGUGACAACGUCAUCAUAUUCUGCGAGGUGGUUGGCGAUCCCAAGCCCGAAGUCGUUUGGCUGCGCGAUUUUCUGAAUCCGGAGUAUUACAAGGACGCCCCCCACUUCCGGCGCAUCGGAGACGGACCCGAGUACAGGCUGGAGAUACCCAGCGCCAAGUUGGACUUCACCGGCACCUACUCAGUAAUAGCCAGCAACUGUCAUGGCGAAGCCAAGGCUGUAAUAUCCCUACAAAUAUUCGCCAAAGACAUACUUAAAGAUAGCCGCAUGGACAAAGUGCACACACGACAUGGCAACAUCGAGACUCUUCCCCGCUUCGUCCGCAACUUGCGAAACCUGCGCUGUUGCGAUGGGGAUGCGAUAUCGCUGGAAUGCCAUGUGGAGGCCGAUCCAGAACCGUUUAUCAUUUGGGAAAAGGACGGACGAGUGGUUCCCGCUGACCGCGACUACGUGAUGUCCUUUGAUGGCACCAAGGCCACGCUGAGCAUUCCACGCGUGUACCCCGAGGACGAGGGCGAGUAUACUUGUGUGGCCAAGAACUCGGUUGGUCGCAGUCUCUCCUCUGCCUGCAUAAUUGUCGAUGUGCCCGAGGAGAAGGAGAACAUGCUCAGUCGCCAGUUGACACGGCCCAGUGGCCUGCUCUCCGCCCACUCCACGCCACGCUCCACGCCGCGUUCGACGCCAGCAAGGAGCUUCUCACCCAUGCGUCUCUCCUCCUAUCGCACCACAAGCAGCAUCGAUCUUUCCGCGGUGGCCGAGCGAAGGCGUAGCGAUGCCCGCAAUGCCAUAACGGCACCCAAGUUCCUUGCCAUUCCCUACAAUCGAGUCGUCGAGGAGGGCGACAGUGUGCGCUUCCAGUGCGCCAUCGCGGGCCAUCCCACACCCUGGGCCACCUGGGACAAGGAUGGUCUGAUUGUCACGCCCACGCCCAGAAUCGCUGUAAAGGAAAUCGAUGAUCUUCGGAUCAUAGAGAUCGAUGAGGUGUCCUUUGAUGAUGCGGGCCUGUACCGCGUGACUCUCGAGAAUGAUUUUGGAAGGAUUGAGGCUACUGCCCGCCUGGAUGUGAUACGCAGCUCCCGCUACUCCAAGUCUCCAUCUGUGCGCAGUGUACGCGCCUCCUCCUCCCGCCUUUACAGGCGUAUCAUGGGUCCAUCCACAGCAAUUGGCGGACGCAUGGCCUUGGCUAGCGGCUAUCGAGGCUCUUCGGUGCCUUCGGUGAGGUUCUAUCGCAACAACGUGGAGCUGGAGCCAUCAGAGCGAGUGCACAUCCUGCUGCAGGAGGAGGACUCAAUGGCCCUGCUCAUUGUGGAUACUGUUACGCGCGAGGACGAGGGAGUAUAUACCUGCAUCAUAAGCGGCAGCAAUCACGAUCCCCUGAUCAGCUCCACCACAGUCCGUUUCUAUGAUACGGAGAAUGAGAUUCCCACCAGACGCGGAGCCGUCAUCACGGAACCACUGCCCGAGAUAACCAAAUCGCUGGAGGGAGAGGUGAUUGAUCUGUGCUGCGGCAUCGAUUGCCAAGAGCCCUAUAGCUACGUUUGGCUGCGCAAUGGGGAAGUACUACCGGACAGCGAUGAAUUCAAUUACAUUGAUCAUGGCAAUGGACGCCUGUGCCUGCGCAUCAACGAUGCCUUCGACAUUGACUCCGGCAUAUACAGCUGUCAGGUGUUUACCAACGACUCAGACUCCAACUCCGAACCCGAUUGCACUAGCAGCGGCGAGCUGUGCGUCUUGGAGCGAGAUCUGACCCAGGCAGAUGAGCAGCGCGUGCAGCUGCUAAAGACUCCCCUCCCAGUGGUAUGUGGCUUGGGCGAGGAAGCCCUGUUCUAUGCCCGUGUCUUUCCCUGCGAAGCGGAAGCCGAAUGGUAUCUAAAUGGCCAACUAAUAGCCGAGGAGGAUGACUCACUUAACAUGACGUUGGAGUCUUAUCCAGAGAACGGCAUUCGGCUGCUGCGCAUGCGAGACGUGACCACUUCGAGGAGCGGCGAGAUCUGUCUGCAGGUGAAGCAUCCCCUGGCAGACUCACGGCGUAUACCCGCCACCCGUACUUAUACGAGCCUUCUGGUUCUGCCCGCCGUCAGGGGCAACAGCAGUGCCUCCUCCUCGCUGGCGGGACGCAAUAGCUGCAUUUUAACACGCCCCGAGGAUUGCACCGCCCUCAUUGGCGGACAUGUCCGGCUGAGCGUGCGCUACGAGCCAUUCCCGGGCACCACGGUCAUCUGGUACAAGGCGUGCCACCCCAUCAUAGAGAGCUCCAAUGUGACAAUACGGACAACCAGCCAGCAGUCGACCCUCUACAUCACGGACAUCUCAGCGGAUGACAGCGGCAAAUACACGGUGGAAGUGAUGAACGACUAUGGCGUGGAGGCUGCUGCCGCCUCGGUGGCAGUGGAGGGACCACCAGAACCGCCCAGUGGUCAGCCCAGUGUCUCCCUAGGCCCAGAUCGCGUGGCAGUGGCCUGGUGUGGGCCACCCUACGAUGGCGGCUGCAUGAUCACAGGCUUUAUCAUUGAGAUGCAGACCUGCGAGGGCGAGGACUGUGAUACGGACAACUGGCAACAGGUGACCCGAGUGGUGGACACGCUGGCCUACACCAUCAAGAACCUACAGCCACAGAUGCAUUAUAGAUUCCGCGUGAGAGCCGAGAAUAUCCAUGGACGCAGUGAACCCGGCCAGGCCAGCGAACUGGUGCAGAUCACUAGCAGAUUGCAGAGGAGUCCCUCAGAUCAUUAUGGCCAGACAGUGAGUGUCCAGGCUGGCGGAGACUUCAAAGCCCGCUUUGAAAUCAUCGAGGAGCUGGGCAAAGGACGCUUCGGCGUGGUCUACAAGGUGCAGGAACGCGAGCAGCCGGACCAACUGCUGGCCGCCAAGGUGAUCAAGUGCAUCAAGUCACAAGAUCGACAGAAGGUGCUCGAAGAGAUCUCCAUAAUGCGUUCCCUGCAGCAUCCCAAGCUCCUGCAGCUGGCCGCCUCCUUCGAGAGUCCCAGGGAGAUAGUCAUGGUGAUGGAGUACAUCACUGGCGGCGAACUGUUUGAGCGUGUGGUGGCCGAUGACUUCACAUUGACUGAGCUGGACUGCAUCCUUUUCCUGCGACAGGUGUGCGAUGGCGUGGCCUACAUGCACAGCCAGAGCGUGGUGCAUUUGGACCUGAAGCCGGAGAAUAUUAUGUGCCAUACGCGCACCAGCCACCAGAUCAAGAUCAUUGACUUUGGCCUGGCCCAGCGGCUGGACACGAAGGCUCCUGUACGCGUUCUCUUUGGAACCCCCGAGUUUAUACCGCCGGAGAUCAUCAGCUAUGAGCCCAUUGGCUUCAAGUCAGACAUGUGGAGCGUGGGCGUCAUCUGCUAUGUGCUACUCUCCGGCCUCUCACCUUUCAUGGGCGACAACGAUGUGGAGACCUUCUCGAAUAUCACACGAGCGGAUUACGACUACGAUGACGAGGCCUUUGACUGCGUUUCCCAGGAGGCCAAGGACUUUAUCUCGCAGCUUUUGGUGCACCGCAAGGAGGAGCGCCUGACCGCCCAACAGUGCCUGGAAUCCAAGUGGCUUAGCCAGCGACACGACGACAAUCUCAGCAACAACAAGAUCUGCACGGACAAGCUGAAGAAGUUCAUUAUCCGCAGAAAGUGGCAGAAAACUGGCAAUGCCAUUCGAGCUCUGGGACGCAUGGCCAACUUGUCAGUGUCGCGCCGGAACUCGGCCAUAGCCAUGGGAGCUUUAAGCAGUCCCAGGCCCUCUUUAUCGGGUUUGAGUAUGCUAAAUGCCAGUGCCUUAAGCAGUGGCAUGUCCUCCCAAAUGACUUCCCUCCACGAAGAAGAAGACGACUUCAGCGUGGAGAUGCCUUCGGUGGAGAAGCGCACAGUCCUGAAGCUGAGAGAUAAGUCACAGUGCAGCGAACGAAGUGACUCGGGAUACAGCGAAUGCUCUAACUGCAGCGGCGCCCAGGAGAACCUCUUGCUCUCCCUAGCCAAGUCCAAGUUGGAAGCCAUAGCCAAGGCUGGCAAUGUCUCUCAUACAGAGCAGUUGGACCCAGAACAUCCUGUUGCUGUCACCCUGGAGCUGCCCACCAAUAGCAAGGGUGAGGCCAUCAUGCGCUCGGACUUUACCAACACCAUCAAGAUGCGGAAGAAGUCUCUCGAGGAUAGUGCUGCUCGGGAGAAACCAAAGUCCAAGACCCAGGUCAAGCCUCUGUGUGAGUCCAAGCUGAAGGUGUCGCAGCUGAAGGAUAGGUUCCAGGUUCCCACUGCUCCUGCUCCCGCUGCAUCCGCCGCUGCUGCUGCUGCUGCUGCUAACAAACCUCCGCUUGCCUUUGAGUCCUUCAAGAUAGCCAAGGUGGCGAGCGUGGGACGCAUCAGUAGAACAGAGGACUCGGAAAAAUCGAAACGUGGAACCCUUAGUAGUGGAUCCUCCGCUAAAGCCAAGCCGGCUCAGGUGCGAUCCAUGCCCAGCUCACCGCUGCCACAGCGAUCAGCCACGCCGACGCGGCUGAUGAGCCAACGUGUCCGUGAGGCGGCCGAGCGUCUUGCCCAACAGCACACGGUGGCCAGUGCUCAGCGGCAGUUCAGCAAUGGUAGCAACGGAAAUGGGAACACGAAGACAACGGAGACGAAUCGCGAGUCACGUGCGCGACGGCUCAUCAACAGAUUCAACAACAACAACAACGAAACGCAGCAUAUCACGUCCUAGUUUAUAACUUUAUUACAAAUAUAUAGCAGAUAUAGCAUUGUUUAAGCAAAGACCCCAGGAGAAACUCAACUCUACGACACUCGAAUAUGAAGCGAAUGCGAGAUGCGACUGCGAAGCGACUGCGGUUUGGAGCGCACCCAGAAUCCAGCACCCGCACCCGCACCCACUCACAGUACGCCGCCCCCGCCCCCUCUCCCUCCCGUCGGAGGCCCUGUACUUAGGCUAGGAGGAAGCUAAGUGUUUAAAUUAUUAUAUCGAUUUAUAUACUUAUUUACCGUACUAAUUAAAGUUAAUGAUAACGAAAUCUGUGUGUGUGCGGGAGG
This is a messenger RNA of Drosophila kikkawai, 27423 nucleotides long. Lineage: Eukaryota; Metazoa; Arthropoda; Insecta; Diptera; Drosophilidae. The record is from RefSeq and is a predicted model, not a curated record.